AUGUUGUCAAGCGUGAAUAUUUAUGCAAUAUCGAGUAUAGUUUGUCUUGAAAGUUUAUCAAAUUGUGUUGUCUCAUCACUUGGCCAAUAUAUUUAUUCAUUUUAUUUAAAUAAAACACAAAAUGAAAGUGUGAAUGACGACAAUCUUUGGGCACAAGAACAAUCAGCUGAAUUGUUUUGGAAAAAAGAUUUGUUUAGUUGUAUUCCAACGAUUAUUAUUACUUGUUUAUUGGGUUUUCAUAUGAACAAAGUUGGACGAAGAUUUGUUUUGAUUUUAUUUUUAAUUGGAAAUUCAAUUCAGUUUUUUCUUUGGUUAUUUAUCAUUUCGUAUCAAUUAGAAGAAUAUUGGUGGUUCAUUUCGUCGUUUAUUCUCGGUUUAACUGGUUCACAACCGAUUUUUCAUUUAACAUUGAAUUUAUUUGUGACAGAUUUAACAAAAGAAACGGAUCGUUCGAUUUAUUUUGUUUUUCUUGAUGCAUUGAAGACAUUCGUCACAUCUAUUGGAGAUUUUCUUAUUGGUUAUUAUUUAUCUUCAUAUUCUUUCAUUAAUUUAGUUUAUCUUUCAUUAAUCUCACAAAUAAUCUCGAUUAUCAUCAUUAUUUUAUGUUUUAAAUCAUCUCCUCGUUCACAAACUCUCUUACCAGUUGAAUUUUAUAAUGAUAUUCGAAUCAAAGAAUCCUUUUGGUCGAAAUUGAACUUAUGUUACUCGAAAUCGAGCUGUUGGAAUGUUUUCUUGAUAUUUUUUGCGUAUAUUUUCUAUUCGUUUGCGAAUUCUGCACUUUGGUCAAAUUUUCUUUGGUAUUUACUUGAUUUUCCGUUUAAUUGGUCAUCGAUACAAAUUGGAAAUUUCAAUGCUUUAUCAGCAAUUGUAACUGCAGUGUUCAGUGUUAUUGGAAUGAAAAUCUUAACACGAUUUUCUCUUUGUGAUUCACUUAUUUGUUGUUUAAGUCAGAUUUGUUUGAUUUGUUUGGCGCUUAACUUUGUUUUUGCUCGAGAAAAUUGGCAUUUAUAUUUGAGUUUAUUAAUUUUUCCAUUUGUUGAGUAUCAAAGUUCGUUAACGUGGUCACUCAUAUCAAAAUCAUUUCAACCAAAUCAAUUUCAUUGUUUGUUUACAUUUCUUGCAAUUAUCGAUACAAUUUGUUCGUUAUUUGGAAAUUCGUUAUUCAAUUGGAUUUAUCAAUUGACUGUUGACAAUUUACCUUAUUUAACUUUUCUCAUUGCUGUCGGACUUUCAAUGAUUUCUCUAAUAUUUAAUCUAUCUUUUUUUCUUUUCAGUCGACGAUUCUCCAAAUUAAACGAGAAUUCAUCGGUGGAAUCCAAAGAUAUUGAUUUGAUUUGGUUGGAUAUUCCAAUUGAUACAAUCGAAUCUGAAAAGAAUUCAUUAAGUACACUUACACAUGAUUUAAUCAUUUUGUAG
Adineta ricciae is the source of this 1416-nucleotide messenger RNA. The record is from the annotation of a GenBank genome assembly. NCBI's taxonomy places the organism in Eukaryota, Metazoa, Rotifera, Eurotatoria, Adinetida, Adinetidae.